Molecule: messenger RNA, 2252 nt
Organism: Xenopus laevis (African clawed frog)
Lineage: Eukaryota; Metazoa; Chordata; Amphibia; Anura; Pipidae
Gene: nefl.S
Product: neurofilament light chain S homeolog
Exons: 4
Coding region: 39-1682 (547 amino acids)
Biological process (GO): neurofilament bundle assembly; postsynaptic intermediate filament cytoskeleton organization; intermediate filament organization
Cellular component (GO): cytoskeleton; intermediate filament; axon
Molecular function (GO): structural constituent of cytoskeleton; structural constituent of postsynaptic intermediate filament cytoskeleton; structural molecule activity
Source: RefSeq, a predicted model, not a curated record
CUGAGCGCUCCACUCUCUCCAGCAGCACCAGCGGCACCAUGAGCUCGUAUAGUUACGACCCGUAUUACACUUCGUACAAGCGCCGGGUGGUGGAGAGCAGCCCCCGGGUGCACAUCAGGAGCAGCUAUGUCUCUCCCAGCAGAACCACUUACUCUCCGGUGCUUUCCAGCAGUAUGCGCCGAAGUUACGCCGCCUCUUCUUCUUCCUCCUCUUCCUUCUUGCCCAGCAUGGACACCAUGGACCUGUCGCAGGUAGCGGCAAUCAGCAGCGACCUGAAAAUCGUGCGCACCCAGGAGAAGGCGCAGCUGCAGGACCUCAACGAUCGUUUCGCCAACUUUAUCGAGCGAGUGCACGAACUGGAGCAGCGCAACAAGGUCCUGGAGGCAGAGCUGCUCCUCUUGCGCCAGAAACACAACCAACCCUCGAGGUUGCGGGAACUGUACGAGCAGGAGGUCCGGGAGUUGCGCCUGGCGCAGGAUGAGGCGUCGGGGGACAGGCAGACUCUCCGCAACGAGCGCGAACGUUUGGAAGAAGCGCUGCGCGUUCUGCAGGGGCGGUAUGAAGAGGAAGCGCUGAGCCGGGAGGACGCGGAGGCCAGGCUCAUAGAUGUCAGGAAAGAGGCCGACAUGGCAGCCCUGGCCAGGGUAGAGCUGGAGAAGCGCAUGGACAGCCUCCUGGACGAAAUUGGCUUCCUGAAGAAAGUACACGAGGAAGAACUGGCGCAGCUACAGUCGCAAGUGCAAUACGCGCAGAUCUCCCUCGAAGUUGAUGUGGCCAAGCCGGACCUCAGCUCUGCCCUGCGGGAUAUAAGGGCCCAGUACGAGAAGCUGGCCUCAAAGAACAUGCAGUCCGCCGAGGAGUGGUUCAAGUCGCGAUUUACCGUCCUGACACAAAGUGCAGCCCGCAACACGGACGCAGUCAGAGCCGCCAAGGAUGAGGUGUCCGAGAGUCGCAGGAUGCUCAGCUCCAAGGGACUGGAAAUCGAGGCUUGCAGGGGGGUCAACGAUGCGCUCGAGAGGCAGAUUCAGGAACUGGAGGAAAAACAGAGCGCAGAAAUCGCUGGAAUGCAGGAUGCUAUAAACAAAUUAGAGGAAGAGCUAAGGAACACCAAGAGUGAAAUGGCGAGGUAUCUGAAGGAAUAUCAAGAUCUGCUCAAUGUCAAGAUGGCUUUGGAUAUAGAAAUUGCAGCCUACAGGAAGUUGCUUGAGGGGGAGGAGACACGACUUAGUUUCUCCGGGGUCGGAGCCAUCACUAGUGGGUACACGCAGAGUGCCCCUGUCUUUGGCCGUUCUGCUUACAGCCUGCAGAGCAGCUCUUAUAUGACUGCCCGGGCGUUUCCUACAUACUACUCCAGCCAUGUCCAAGAGGAGCAGCUUGACAUAGAGGAGACCAUAGAGUCUUCUAGAGCAGAAGAAGCCAAGGCAGAAGCCCCAGAGGAAGAAGAAGAAGAGGCUGCUGAGGGAGAAGGUGGAGAGGAGGCUGAAGAAGGUGAAGAGGGAGAAGAAGCCAAGGAAGAGGAAGCUGAAGAAGAAGGAGGAGAAGAAAAAGAAGAGGGAGAGGAAGAAGGAGAGGGUGAACCAGAGGGAGAAGGCGAGGAAGAAGGAGAAGGUGAGGAGGAAGAAGAAGGCAAAGGAGAUGAAGCUGCAGAAGAAGAAAGUGAAAAGAAAGAAAAGAAGAAAUAGAAUGUCAAGAGGGAGAAUAAUGGUUUCCCAGCUACUAGACCCACCUUUGCAAUUCCAAACUAUCACCAUACUCCAUCCCAUCACAACUUGAGUGAUAUAGAGCACUUCAUACCUUCACACUUUCCCUCCCAUGGUUAACUCUAUGGUUAAAUUACCCCCCCCCCCCCCUUAUCCACCAUUUGGACCCCAGCUUCAAGCAAACCAACCUGGCCCUUUCACCCCUCCCUGGUUCUGCAUGGUGAAAUAAGAGGGAGUUUUAGUUCCUGGAGUUCUUGAUUGUUUGAUCCUCAGUUAAGGACGGAUGUGAAACUGAUCCCUGCAGCACUGUGGGGUUACUUAAAGUCUUAGCGGCUGCUGCAGGGUUGGUGGCACAUUGUGUCUAAAUACCAAUAGGCUGGCAAGGUUACUUGAAUGUUCUCCUCUGUUCCCCUCUCCUAAUGACACCUUUAUAUCCAUCAUGCUGCUGAAGACUGGCACUGCAGGGCAAUAGAGAUCAGCUAAUGAAUGUAUUGGUGGCUGUUGUGGUACCCUGUCCUAUACCAGCCAAUAAAGGGGUAAAACUGCAUUCCA